This is a messenger RNA of Musa acuminata subsp. malaccensis (wild Malaysian banana), 3244 nucleotides long. Its product is annotated as protein unc-13 homolog. The record is from RefSeq and is a predicted model, not a curated record. Lineage: Eukaryota; Viridiplantae; Streptophyta; Magnoliopsida; Zingiberales; Musaceae.
UCUAGCUCCUGCGCCUCCUCCUCCUCCUCCUCCUCCUCCUCACCACCACCAACGCCCGAUUCCCAAGAGAAGGACAAGCAAACGGGACCCGAGGCCGCCGCCGCCGAAUGGGCCGCCGCCGCCGCUGCCUCUCCGCGGGCUCGUUCGUCGACGACGCCGAGGAGGACGGCGCGGAGUUGGAGUGGCCCUUCGGCCGCCUCGACGAACUCGGCCGCGACGAGCUCCGCGCCACCGCCUACGAGAUCUUCUUCACCGCCUGCCGCUCCUCUCCCGGCUUCGGCGGCCGCUCCCCGGCCUACCACAAUCCUUCUGAGACCACCGCCACCGGCGCGGCGGCUGGUGACGCUGCCGGGAGGCCGUCGUCCGGAGGCGGGGCGAACAUGGCUGUCAGCAGCCGGAUAAAGAGAGCCCUGGGACUGAGGACGAGGAGGGCCGCCCACAUGCGCCCGAUGACGCAUUUAGGAUCGCCUGCGAUGUCGCCGGCCAUGUCCAGCCUGGGCGGGGGCGGGGGAGCGAUGGGUGGCGCUGGUUCCUCGGCGGGGAAGGUGAAGCAGCGGCCGAUGACUUCGGCCGAGAUCAUGCGGCAGCAGAUGGGCGUCACGGAGCUGAGGGAAACCCGCCUCAGGAAGACCCUCGUGCGCACCCUCGUCGGCCAGGCGGGUAAAAGGGCAGAAGCAAUCAUCCUCCCUCUCGAACUCCUCCGCCACUUGAAACCGUCCGAAUUCAACGACCCUCAGGAGUAUCACGUAUGGCAGCGGAGGCAGCUCAAGGUCCUCGAGGCAGGGCUCAUUUUGCACCCCUCGAUUCCCCUGGACCGGAUGAACACCGCCGCAGCCCGCUUCAGCGAGAUCGUGAGUGCCAGCGAGCUCAGGCCCAUCGACACGAGCAAGAACUCGGAAACGAUGCGGACCCUCUGCAACUGCGUCAUGGCCCUCGCAUGGCGCACCCAUAUCGGGCCUCCCGUCGAAGUGUGUCACUGGGCCGACGGCUUCCCCCUCAACGAGUACCUAUACCUAGCCUUGCUCCGCUCCAUCUUCGAUCUCCGGGACGAGACCGUCGUGCUCGACGAGGUCGACGAGCUGCUCGAGCUGAUGAAGAAGACAUGGAGCAUCCUCGGGAUCAACAGGAUGAUCCACAACGUGUGCUUCACUUGGGUCCUGUUCGAGCAAUACAUCGCGACCGGGCAAGUGGAGCCGGACCUGAUCGCUGCGGCGCUCGCGAUGCUCGUCGAGGUGGCCAACGACGCCAGGAGGCCCGACAGGGAGCCCGGGUACGUGCGGGCCUUGUCGGCAGCAUUGGCCACGAUGCAGGGGUGGGCGGAGAAGCGACUGCUCGAGUACCACGACUGGUUCGACAAGGUCACGAUCGGGAUGAUGGAGAACGUGCUCCGGUUGGCGCUCUCGACGGCAAAGAUAAUUAGCGAGGACUCUUCGAUCGCCGGAGGUGCCGGGGUGUUCGCCGAGUUUGGGACUCCAGCUUCAACCAAAUUCUCCUUGGUGAACCGCGUCGAACACUACAUAAGGACUUCCAUGAAGAGUACCUUCACCAAGAUCUUUGAGAACGAGAACGGGAAGAUCGAUAGCAUGGUGGUGGAAGUAGACGAGGACCCCAACGACACACUUGUGAAUCUCGCCAAAGAAACAGAGAAGCUGGCCAUGUUUGAGAAGGAGAACUACAGCCAUAUACUGAAGAGGUGGCAUCCUGUUCCGACGGUAGUGGCGGCAGUGACGCUUCACCAUUGCUUCGGCAUAGUGCUGAAGCAGCACUUGGAGAGGGUCACAGGCCUCACGAAUGAGUUGGUGAGGGUGUUGCACACAGCGGGGAAGCUGGAGAAGAAGCUGGUUCAAAUGGCCGUCGAGGAUUCGGCCGACGCAGAAGACGGCGGCAAGAGGAUCAUGGGGGAGAUGAUCUCCUUCGAGGUGGAUUCCGUCAUCUUGAACCUCAUGAAGAAUUGGAUUGAUGAGAGGCUCAGGAUGGGAAGGGAGUGUGUAUUCAGAGCUAAAGAGACAGAGACUUGGAACCCCAAGUCCAAGUCGGAGCCAUAUGCACAGUCUGCAGUGGAUCUGAUGAAGCUGGCCAAGGUGACGGUGGACGAGUUCUUCGAGAUCCAAGUGUCAGGAAGGGAUGAACUGGUGCAGAAGCUUGCAGAUGGCUUGGAUUCUCUGUUCCAGGACUACAUCUCUUUUGUUGCGUCAUGUGGUUCGAAGCAGAGCUACAUCCCGGCGCUCCCGCAGCUAACGAGGUGCAACCAGGACUCCAUGGUCCUGCAACUAUGGAAGAAGGCAGCCACCCCAUGCAAAGCAGGCAUCGACCCUGGCCUCCUCCACGCUCCAUGCAAAGCGGGAAUAGACCGUCGCAGCUUCCACCCGGUGCGCAUGCCUGGCGGUGCGGGCGACAUCACCAACCACCCGCGCCCCACCGCCAGCCGCGGCACCCAGCGACUCUACGUGCGCCUAAACACCCUGCACUACCUCCUCGGCGUCCUGCACUCCAUCGACAAGUCCCUCUCCUUCUUCUCUCGCCCCGGCCCUUCCCCGUCUCCUCGCACUCCCAUGCUAUCGCGGCGGCGAGCCGCCGGCCCCACCCACUUCGACCUGGCCCGCUCCACCGUCCACGCCGCCAUCCUGCACGUCGCCGAGGUCGCCGCUAACCGCCUCAUCUUCCUCGACUCAUCCCAGUCCUUCUACGACUCCCUGUACGUCGGCAGCGUAGCUGAAGCUCGCAUACGGCCCACCCUCCGGAUCCUGAAGCAGAAUCUGUCGCUUCUCGUCUCGGUGCUCACGGACCGGGCGCAGCCGCUGGCGGUGAAGGAGAUCAUGAAGGCUUCCUUCGAGGCCUUCUUGAUGGUGCUGUUGGCCGGGGGGAGCGGGCGAGCCUUCGCGAGGACGGACCACGACAUGAUCGCGGAGGACAUAGCGAACCUGAAGCGGGUAUUCUGCACCAGCGGGGAGGGGCUGCUGUCGGAGGAGGUGGUGCAGAAGGAGGCGGCGGUGUCGGACGGGGUGGUGUCGCUGAUGUGCCUGCCCACCGAGAAGCUGGUCGAGGAGUUCAGCAUCAUGGCAUGCGAAGCCAGCGGGCUGGGGAGGUCAAUGGAGCGGGUGCCGAUGCCGCCGACGACCGGCAGGUGGCACCGAUCCGAUCCCAACACGGUGCUCAGGGUGUUGUGCCACCGGAACGACGACGUCGCGAACCGAUUCUUGAAGAGGGCUUUUGAUUUGCCGAAGAGGAGGUAAAGGCAGUAGUU